AUGUAUGGUUCUGAAUCACUUUCUACCGUGGAUGAGAUUAGUGGCCGGGAGGAUAAGUAUGAGAUUGUGCUGGCAAUGAAGGAGCUAGCUAGCAGAGGAAUGGCUGCAGAAGUUGUGGAAGAAGUAAAUGCCAUGGACCCAAACUUUUUUGUGCAAAACGCUUUUUUGCUCUUCCAACUUAAGCAGAUUGAAUUUUUGAAGCUGGUCAGUUCUGGUGAUCAUUCCAGCGCACUAAGGGUUGCCUGUUCCCAUUUAGGCCCUCUGGCAGCUCAGGAUCCAGCCUUGCUGAAGCCCUUGAAGGAGACGUUAUUGGCUUUGUUGAGACCUAGCCAAGAUGCACUUGGGGGAGGUUUGCCCUUUCAUGCUCUGGCAGCUUCACUCCAGGUGGCAGUGGCACACAUUGCCACCCUACUGACUACAGGGGAAUGGGGGAUAAGGAAUCACUUCAAGGUUGCUAUUGGUAAGAGGCUUGGCAUUGAAGAGCCCCAGCUUAUGAAGAUAAUUAGAGCAACACUUCACACACACAACGAAUGGUUUAAGCUGCAAAUGUGUAAAGAUCGCUUUGAAGGACUUCUAAGGAUUGACUCAUUGAAAGAAGUCAGGGGUCCUUUGCUUAUUGAUGCUGCCUCAAAGUCACAUGCAGAUAGUAGCACUCAAGGAUGUUCCCAAGUUACAAUAUCUUCUAGUGGUAAGACUCAAGAAGAUGGUAACAGUCCAACGCAUACGUCAUCUAGAGAUGUCGUCUGUGAUGAAAAUGCAAUACUCAAAGUAAUGGAAUUCCUGGCAUUACCAAGAGCAGAUGCCAUCCAACUCCUUGCUCAGUGCAAUGGAAAUGCUGAGACUGUCAUUCAGCAAAUUUUUGCGUAG
Thlaspi arvense is the source of this 867-nucleotide messenger RNA. Lineage: Eukaryota; Viridiplantae; Streptophyta; Magnoliopsida; Brassicales; Brassicaceae. The record is from the annotation of a GenBank genome assembly.